AUGGGGAGGGAGCGCAAUGGGGAGGGAGCGCAAUGGGGAGGGAGCGCAAUGGGGAGGGAGCGCAAUGGGGAGGGAGCGCAAUGGGGAGGGAGCUUAUUGCCGCAAGCCGAUUGGGGUUUCCGUUGUCGAAGACGGAGGGCGUCGGGGAUAGAUCGACGAUUGACGGAUGGAAGAUUUCGGUCGCGGUCUAAUCAUGGAGCGCACACGCAACGAUCAACUGAGGGCGGAAUAUUGCAAGCCCCAUCGAUUCCAUUGAUGCCGCUGAAGGAAAAGUGA
Lasiosphaeria miniovina is the source of this 276-nucleotide messenger RNA. RefSeq lists its product as uncharacterized. The record is from RefSeq and is a predicted model, not a curated record. Bases 1 to 276 code for a protein of 91 amino acids. Lineage: Eukaryota; Fungi; Ascomycota; Sordariomycetes; Sordariales; Lasiosphaeriaceae. The transcript has a single exon.